UGCAACGCGAUCUCGAUCUUCUCGCGGGUAAUCCCGAUCUCCUUUGGUUCCUCUAUGAAAUUGGACAGAUCGAACUAGAACAUCGUCGAUCGACCCACACCAGGAAACUAAGCAGCGUCUGCCGCCAUGGAGGUCGCCCGUGGCAGACGAAAGCCCAGCGGCCGGGACCGGCUGAGCAACCUGCCGGAUUGCCUCCUCCACGCCAUCCUCUCGCAGCUCCGGUCCCGGCAGGCCGUCCAGACGUGCGCCCUGUCGCGGAGGUGGGCCCACCUCUGGCGCGGCGUCUCCUGCAUCCACAUCGACAGCGCCGACUUCUCCAACCAGCAGCGUCGUCACCACCAGGUCUAUUCCCAGGUGCAGGAGGAGGAGGAGGAGGAGGCGCUCGCCAAGCUGGAGGAUUUCGCCGACAGUCUCGUGCUCAGCCGUGGCCAAUCCUCCUCCUCCCCGGAGCCGCCGCUGGACUCUCUACGGCUGCGCGUUCACCGCGGAGGUCCACGCGGGGAUGUCAAUAUGUGCAGGUGGAUUCGCCGCGGCCUGAAGCUGUCGCCAGCGGCGCUCGACGUAUCGGGGGGCGACGGCUACCGGGUCAGCCUAACUUCCCUCCCCCAUCGCGUCUCCGGAGGCGGCGCUCGCCGCCUCACCAGGCUUCGUCUGGACAACGUGGUCCUCCAACAUGACUUCAGGGAUCGAUCUCUUCCCUGUGCUAGAAGACCUAGAGAUCAUUAACGCUGUCUUCGCGUCCGAGAUCUGGCAGAUCGCGUCCGACACGCUCACUAGCCUAACCCUAGUGAACGCGUCCUCUCGCUCCACCACGAGUAUAUGCAGCGUCCGGAUCGCCGCCCCUCGCCUCGCAUCGCUGCGGCUGGAGUCCACGCUCGCUCGGCUCGCGACCAUUCGUUUCAAUAUUAUGUCGGAUGCUCGAGCUUGUCUCGCCCAAGCAUCCAUCCGCAUACUCGACCAGACGGAUCAGGAUCGUAAGCCCUGGAGCCCGGAAGACGAUAAGGGUGAACCGAAACCGGACAACAACAGGGAACAUAUACGUAAUCUGCGCUCUCUCAUCGUCGACUCCCUGUCCAAUGUUACUAGCUUGCACCUCUCUGGUUUCCAA
This is a messenger RNA of Lolium perenne, 1108 nucleotides long. Its product is annotated as MEIOTIC F-BOX protein MOF-like. NCBI's taxonomy places the organism in Eukaryota, Viridiplantae, Streptophyta, Magnoliopsida, Poales, Poaceae. Gene Ontology annotation, molecular function: protein binding. The record is from RefSeq and is a predicted model, not a curated record.